AUGGACUCGCCUCCGAAGCAUUACCCGCUGAACGGUAGAUCUCGAAACGGCCGUCCUCGGGUGGAGACGCAGGUCGAAGAAGACGCCGACGUGAUUGUUGAGCGUUUCUGA
Messenger RNA from Haemonchus placei, 111 nucleotides. Lineage: Eukaryota; Metazoa; Nematoda; Chromadorea; Rhabditida; Trichostrongylidae. The record is from the annotation of a GenBank genome assembly.